GAACUCCCUACUGCACAUGAGCCGGUUACAGUGAAUUAUGUUACACUUGGAUCAGAACAUCUAGCAGAACCACAGACUUUUGACCGGAAGGAUUUUGGGUGCUUCAAGGGCCUACCGCGAAGAACUUUCAGGGAGGACAAGGCGGAAAGAAGAAGUCAAGAUGGCGCGCCGGGGCUGCGGGUGCAGCAAGGAGGCCUUUAGGAUUAUCCUAUGGAUGUCCUGGGUUACAAACAUGAUCAUAACGACGAUCUAUUACAUCCUUUCUGCCGUGACUUUCUACAAGCUGCUCGCUGCAUCAGGGAACAUGACUUUCGACCCGAAACAGCUCUCCUUAGACCGAAUUUGGCGUGCUCCCCUUGCGGCGACGUUGCUUGGGGCGCUGCUGGUGUUCGGAUUCAACAUUUUCAGCUGCUGCAUUUUGCUCAAGCGGUCCAUCAACCGCAGCGGCCCAGGGUUUGGCUAUGGCUUCAUGGUAGCCUUCUGUUUCACCCUGGCCUUCUUCUGCCUUCUUGUUGGUCUUAUCAUGGACGGCUUCAGAGAGGUUAUCGACACACAGCUUACCGAGAAACCAGUCUCAAGCAACAGCACGGUGUCAGCCGUCCUUGACACGAACUGGACCAAGUACAGCACGGAGCUUUACGUCGGCGCCGAGGUGUUUGCCUUCAUCUGCUUCGCCAUGUUCAUCAUUUUCUUCCUGACGCUCGUCAUCUUCCAAGCCGCUGUCACGGACCACCUCGGCAUCAACACGGAGAUGAGCAACCCGUACGUGCCUAUGGCUGAUGGCGCGGCCCUGGGCCUGGCCGCGGCUGGAGGUGCUGCCGCCGGCGCUGGUACUGCCCCGGAAGGCAAGGCAGCUUCCUCAACUGACCCGCAGUUCAACACGACACCCUACAACCCUAAUGAGUACAUGAGCAGCGACCAGUACAACCAAUACUACAGCACGCAGUACAACCAGGGCGGCGACGCCUACCAGACGACCACCGAGUUCAACACCAACGAGUACGCAUACGACCAGUCACAGGGCUACCAAGCCCAGUACGACAACACCGGCUACAGCGCCGUGCCUGCCGGUGGCCUCGCUGCUGGCGCCGCAACCCCCGCUUAUGCCGCACCUCCGCCGCCGGCCUACAACGACCACACGGCGGCGUCGACGGCCGCCUUUUACGCCCAGCAAGGCGCCUACGCCGCGCCGACGACCUAUGGAACACCGGUGGCGAACCGCGAGCAGACGCUUUAAGGAAGAUCUGCUGGGUAUCUUAACAACAGGGACCCUAAUUUGGGUGACUGUCACGAGUUCUCAUAGGGUAUUGCGGGUUCCCGACUGCUGUGGGCUACUAGGUUCCCGCGGAUAGGGGUGCACUACAUGGCGGUAAGGCCAGGUGCUGAAAUGCGCUUCGCUGCAACCUGCCUUGUUUGCACCCAGACUGGGACGUUUAGCGAAGAAGCAAUAUUAUAGUGGUGUGCCUGUGCAAUGCCUGUGUAACGAUGCUUGACGGCUAUGGCAAUUAGGGUCAGCUGCGCCCUGCUUCAUUAAUAGCUGCUACCAUUUACGGUGACCAGGGAGUUCAACGUGAUCGUUUAUCCCUUCAUAAGAGUGAAAGUAUAGAUAGCCAAUCCCGGAGGCAACGAGCGUCUAUGUUUCGAGGGGAUGUUAGUGUUGUGUCCUGGGUGUGGGACGGGGACUGCUGUCCACACCUGGCCGGCAGUUUCUUACUCGUUUCGUAGGCGGUGUACGGUGGAUGCCUUCCACGGAGGAUGCUCAGCAACGUGGGCUAUGGGGACUACGGUGCAUGUACGGCAUAGAGUGCUUGGUGUGUUCUAUGCGUGCUUAGGACCCGGAGUAGCGCACAUGAAGUGCUAUUGUAAGGACAUGGCUUGAAGAAAAAGGUCCAAGUCCUGGUGCUGAUCCAGGACGUUGGCUUUGCGGCAUCAAGUUAGCUGAUGCCAUGGCACCGUGGCUGGUUUCCUGCGUACGUGAAGGUCCUGCAUUGCGUUCACAUGUUCAAGGGAGAUGCGCGGACCGUUUUGUGUCGCGGGGCCCACUUUGUAAGACGACAUGACAGUGUA
Astrephomene gubernaculifera is the source of this 2067-nucleotide messenger RNA. Lineage: Eukaryota; Viridiplantae; Chlorophyta; Chlorophyceae; Chlamydomonadales; Astrephomenaceae. The record is from the annotation of a GenBank genome assembly.